This is a messenger RNA of Striga asiatica, 336 nucleotides long. Lineage: Eukaryota; Viridiplantae; Streptophyta; Magnoliopsida; Lamiales; Orobanchaceae. The record is from the annotation of a GenBank genome assembly.
CAUAUAUAUAUAUUAUUUCAUAAAACAUUAAUGCAUUAUGAAAAUCCAAUUACUCCACAUACCGCACGGCUAUCAGUGGCGACUCCAGAUAUGACGAACAUCAAGAGGAAAGAGAUUAUGAUCUCUAUAGCAAGAGAUUGCGCGUUAGACCCGACUGGCAGCGUGCCAAACCGGGUUGAAGUGGGCCCCAGAUACGUGGCCCACUGUGUAGACCAUCACCAUCACAAUCGAACCCCAAACGACACAAAUGCCCGGGAAUGUGAUGGUCCCUCCGUAGAUUUUGUUGAUGGCCACCGAGCCACAUCCCGCGAAUAUCACGAAAUAUGUUCCGAUUAA